Messenger RNA from Panicum virgatum (switchgrass), 1237 nucleotides. RefSeq names its product protein DETOXIFICATION 16-like. Gene Ontology annotation, biological process: transmembrane transport. The transcript has 3 exons. Gene Ontology annotation, cellular component: membrane. The coding region runs from base 41 to 1237 and encodes 398 amino acids. Lineage: Eukaryota; Viridiplantae; Streptophyta; Magnoliopsida; Poales; Poaceae. The record is from RefSeq and is a predicted model, not a curated record. Gene Ontology annotation, molecular function: xenobiotic transmembrane transporter activity; antiporter activity.
GCUUGUCACCCGGGCGGGCGGUGAAAGCGAGAAGGCAAGCAUGGAAGCGCCGCUCCUCGCCGCAGCGACGGGGACGGGAAAGAAGAUCGGAGCUGGUGAGGAGGGGAGCCUGGCCGUGCGCGAGGUCAAGAAGCAGAUGUACCUCGCCGGACCGCUCGUCGCCGGGUUCCUCCUGCAGAACCUAAUUCAGAUGGUCUCCGUCAUGUUUGUCGGCCACCUCGGCGAGCUCGCGCUGGCCAGCGCCUCCAUCGCCACCUCCUUCGCCAGCGUCACGGGCUUCAGCUUGCUGGUGAGCAUCUCCCGCUGCCCCUCUCUCUUUAUCCUCUCGUUUCUGUCCAGCCGGAUCCGGUUCACCGACCGGCGGUGUCCUCGUCAGGCAGGCAUGGCGUGCAGCCUGGACACGCUGUGCGGGCAGGCCUUCGGCGCGCGGCAGCACCGCAUGCUCAGCGUCUACAAGCAGCGCGCCAUGCUGGUGCUCGCGCUAGUGAGCGUCCCGGUGGCGGCGGUCUGGGCCUACACCGGCGAGAUCCUCGCGUGGUGCGGCCAGGACCCGGAGAUCGCCGCCGGGGCCGGCAGCUACAUCCGGUGGAUGAUCCCUGCGCUGUUCGUGUACGGGGCGCUGCAGUGCCACGUCCGAUUCCUGCAGACGCAGAACCUCGUCGUGCCGGUGAUGCUCGGCUCCGGCGCCACCGCGCUGUGCCACCCGGCCGUCUGCUGGGUGCUGGUGCGCGGGCUCGGCCUCGGCCGCAACGGCGCCGCGCUGGCUAACGCCAUCUCCUACCUCGCCAACCUCUCCCUCCUGGCGCUCUACGUCCGGCUCGCGCCGUCCUGCAGGACCACCUGGACGGGCUUCUCCGCCGAGGCGUUCCGCGGCGUCCCCGACUUCCCCAAACUCGCCGUGCCGUCCGCCUGUCAUGGUCUGGUACUGAGAUUCUUCAAUUCUUCCAUUCCCAAACGGAGAAGCUUGGGACCUGCUGAGGCCGACCGAUUCUCUGAGAAGAUGGGUACUCAUGGUGAAAUCCACAACGACAACGUCAUCAAGGCGACCAUGGAGGAGCUCACUGAAGAGGAGCGCAAAGCCUACCUCAUCGCUGAAGAGCACCUGAAGGAGCAGUUUCUUCAGGGAUUCAAGAAGGAGCGAGGAGGCCUAUUCAAGAGGGUCGGGGAGUUCGUGAUGCCAUCAUUCAAGUUAAACCAAGACAAGGUCAAGAUUCGAAAAUAUCUGCUGCGCAAGUAG